This is a messenger RNA of Grammomys surdaster, 2728 nucleotides long. It is a transcript of the gene Iws1, whose product is annotated as interacts with SUPT6H, CTD assembly factor 1. The coding region runs from base 120 to 2417 and encodes 765 amino acids. The transcript is spliced from 14 exons. Gene Ontology annotation, cellular component: nucleus. NCBI's taxonomy places the organism in Eukaryota, Metazoa, Chordata, Mammalia, Rodentia, Muridae. Gene Ontology annotation, biological process: poly(A)+ mRNA export from nucleus. The record is from RefSeq and is a predicted model, not a curated record.
ACUUCUCCGGAGUCUCCAGCGAGGCAGAAGCUCGCCGCUGCGGAGAGGUCACUCCGCCAGGAAGGACGUGACGGGGGCGGCGCGUGGCGCGGACACUCCCCGCCGAGAGCCCGCCUGCCAUGGACUCGGAGUACUACAGCGGUGACCAGUCAGAUGAUGGUGGUGCGACCCCAGUGCAGGAUGAGCGGGAUUCAGGGUCAGAUGGUGAGGAUGAUGCAAACGAGCAGCACUCUGGAUCCGACACUGGAAGUGUAGACCAUCAUUCAGAGAAUGAAACUAGUGAUAGAGAAGAUGGUUUGACCAAGAUACAUAAUGGAACAGAUUCUGAGAAUGAUGAGCCCUCUAAUGUUAAUGCCAGUGACUCUGAAAGUGAGGAGCUUCACAGGCCAAAGGACAGUGACUCUGAAUCUGAGGAACAUGCAGAGUCUCCUGCCAGUGAUUCUGAAAAUGAAGCUGUCAACCAGCGUGGGAGCGACUCUGAAAAUGAAGAGCUUCUUAAUGGGCAUGCAAGUGACUCUGAAAAGGAAGAGGUUAGAAAGCAUAUAGCCAGUGACUCUGAAACUGAGGACACUCUGCAGCCUCAGGUCAGCGAGUCUGACAGCGAAGAUCCCCCAAGGCCCCAGGCCAGUGACUCAGAAAACGAGGAGCCUCCCAAACCUCGGAUAAGUGAUUCAGAAAGCGAGGAGCUCCCCAAACCUCGAAUCAGUGACUCGGAAAGUGAGGAUCCUCCAAGACCCCAGGCCAGUGACUCGGAAAGCGAGGAGCUCCCCAAACCCCGAGUCAGCGACUCAGAAAGUGAGGAUCCUCCAAGGCCCCAGGCCAGUGACUCGGAAAGCGAGGAGCUCCCCAAACCCCGAGUCAGCGACUCAGAAAGCGAGGACCCUCAGAAAGAACCUGCUAGUGACUCUGAAGCUGAGGAUGCCUCCAGACACAAAGAAAAAGCAGAAUCAGAGGACAGUGAUGGGGAGAAUAAGAGGGAAGAUUCUGAAGUGCAGAAUGAGUCAGACGGCCAUACAGAUAGAAAAGGACUCCACAGCUCUGACAGUGAGGAGGAGGAACCCAAAAGGCAAAAAAUUGACAGUGAUGAUGAUGAAGAAAAGGAGGGGGAUGAGGAGAAAGUAGCAAAGCGGAAGGCUGCUGUGCUUUCUGAUAGUGAGGACGACAGCAAAACAUCAGCAAAGAAGAGUCGAGUUGUCUCUGAUGCUGAUGACUCUGAUAGUGAUGUUGUAUCCGACAAGUCAGGCAAAAGAGAGAAGACAGUACCAUCUGACAGUGAAGAAGAAGUUGGGAAAGAAGAGUCUUCUGUAAAGAAGAAUGAAGAGAAGGAUCUGUUUGGGAGUGAUAGUGAAUCAGGCAAUGAAGAAGAAAAUCUUAUUGCAGAUAUAUUUGGAGAAUCUGGUGAUGAAGAGGAAGAGGAAUUUACAGGUUUUAACCAAGAAGAUUUGGAGGAAGAGAAAAACGAAACACAGCUAAAAGAAGCAGAAGAUUCUGAUUCCGAUGAUAACAUAAAGAGAGGAAAGCAUAUGGACUUUCUGUCAGAUUUUGAGAUGAUGUUACAACGAAAAAAGAGCAUGUGUGGCAAACGCAGACGAAAUCGAGAUGGGGGCACUUUUAUUAGUGAUGCAGAUGAUGUUGUGAGCGCCAUGAUUGUCAAGAUGAAUGAAGCUGCUGAGGAAGACAGGCAGUUGAAUAAUCAAAAAAAGCCAGCUCUGAAAAAAUUAACCUUAUUGCCUACUGUGGUUAUGCACCUUAAAAAGCAGGACCUUAAAGAAACAUUUAUUGACAGUGGUGUGAUGUCUGCCAUUAAAGAAUGGCUCUCACCUCUACCAGAUAGGAGUUUGCCUGCACUGAAGAUUCGGGAGGAAUUGUUAAAGAUUCUGCAAGAGCUACCUAGUGUGAGCCAAGAGACCCUGAAGCAUAGUGGGAUUGGCCGAGCAGUGAUGUAUCUAUAUAAACACCCUAAGGAAUCAAGGUCCAACAAGGAUAUGGCAGGGAAAUUAAUCAAUGAGUGGUCUCGGCCCAUAUUUGGUCUUACCUCAAAUUAUAAAGGUAUGACAAGAGAAGAAAGGGAGCAGAGAGAUCUAGAACAAAUGCCGCAGCGACGAAGAAUGAGCAGCACUGGUGGUCAGACACCACGAAGAGAUCUGGAGAAGGUAUUAACAGGAGAGGAAAAGGCUCUUAGACCUGGAGAUCCUGGAUUCUGUGCUCGUGCGAGAGUCCCAAUGCCAUCAAACAAGGACUAUGUUGUCAGGCCCAAGUGGAAUGUUGAAAUGGAGUCAUCCAGGUUUCAGGCAACCUCCAAGAAAGGUAUCAGUCGACUGGAUAAACAGAUGAGAAAGUUCACAGAUAUCAGGAAAAAAAGCAGAUCUGCACAUGCAGUGAAAAUCAGCAUCGAGGGCAAUAAAAUGCCAUUGUGACCUUGCCUGGCACGUGUCCCCAUCUCUAAAAAAAUGCACAGUGGACUAUCGAGAAAGAAGAUACUUUUCAAUGUUUUAGUGUGUCUCUAAGCGGUUCCAUUUGUAUCAUCUGUUGUUGUAGGACUAACAUUUUUCUCUGUUGUAUUUAAGACCAGUUGUCUGCUUUGUACAGAAGAGUACUUACUACUCCUGCUUCUAUCAACUGUACGUAAUAAAAUUUCAUUAUGGUUUUGGGGGGUUGUCUCAUCAUUGUCUUAGAGACUAUUCUUUGUGAGAUCAAAAGUCCUUCUCAAUACAUAAGUGUGAUAUAA